CGGCAAACAGGAAGUGGCGUACAGGGAUCCGUAUAAUUCCGUCGUCGCUUUUCUUCGCAGCACAUUUUAAGGAAAUAUUUAGAUAAUUUUCUGUUUAAUAAUUUAAUCAGGCAAGUAUACAAAUCUGAUCAUUAGACGCGUUGGGUUAGUAAGUGUUGGAUUAGCGCGUUGGAGCCGCGCUGAGGGCGUGAACAGGCCGGGCUGGUGGAGGUUUUGUGUGUCCGGCUGAUGUAGCGCUAAAUUCGGCUCCCCUCGGAAAAGUGCUCCGCUGGUGUCCGCUGAACACCUCCGCGGAGUUUCAGCUGCAGCGAUUCACACUCUAUAACCCCAAACCGCUGCUUUAUAAUCACUGCAUUAUACUGCAUUCAUACCGCAUUCAUCACUGUUCUUACCGGAGGAUUUAACCAGGAAAGAUGAGCUUCAACAGGUUUGAUGAGGUAGAGAAGUUUCUUCGAUUUGGGACCUUCAACCAUGAGAAUAAAAUCUAUAAAGGAGCUGUAAGGCGGAGCAGUAAGAAGUUUCGUUGGGCUGGUGAUGCUUUAUGGUACAUAGAUGGCAAACGCCAACGAAAGGUGCUCCGCAACGAGGAGGAGGUGAAAGCAGUGCUGAUAGAACAACAUAACAACUGUAAUCAUGCCGGACGCAAGAGGUGCUUGAAAGCCGUUACUGAUCUCUAUUACUGGCGCUCCAUCUCCAGAGACGUCACUGAUUGGAUCGACAACUGUGAGGGUUGUUCCCAUCCCACCAAUCCUGCCAUGCGCGUGCAGUGCAUUGUUCCCGGGUGUGAGAGCUCAGGGAUGGCUGAUAACGAGGAAGAGGUCACUUUUCAUCGGUUUCCGUUUGGUGAGCCGGAGAGACUGAAAUGUUGGAUCAGCUUCGCUCACAGGGAUCGCUGGUCUAUCCACAACAGAUCGGCUAUGUGCUCCAAACACUUCACAGAGGACAGCUUCGAACAGGACGGAGACGUACUUUGCCUUAAACCGGAUGCUGUGCCCACAAUCGAACCAUCGGCGUAUCAACAGGUCAGUAAUGAAUGCUGGGUUGGCGUCUCCAUGGAAUCUAUGAAGAAUGAACCCUUGGAGGAGUACGAUCUGGAGCAUUCAGAGCACCCGUACUCCAAAGGUAAAACUGUGCAGACCAGCACAGAUGGAGGCAGUAUGAACAGUUUCCUGUUUCUCUCCACCUCUGAGCCUGUUUUCAGAAAGUACGAUGCGCUGGAGAAGUACCUGCGUACAGGUGUGUACCGCAGUAUGCCUUACUGCAGGAAAGGUGCUAUCAAAAGAUGUGCCAAGCGCUUCUGUCUCCAAGAUGGAGUUUUGCAUUACCGGCAUGGCUCCAAGCUUCGCAGAGUUCUUCGCAGCCGGGAGGAAGUGAUUUGCGUGCUCAGGGAGCACCAUGACAAAAGGGGCCACUUUGGUUUGAAAAGAUGUUUGGGCUCCAUCUCUGUGCUGUAUUACUGGGGCACUAUUAACAGGGACGUUGAGGAGUGGAUUGGAAAUUGCCAGUUCUGUAUGGAGAUGGACGAAGCGACACAGAAGUUCCGCUGUUCAGUUUACAGCUGCAAUAAUUACAACGGGCCUUUGGAGAGGACACUGGGCCUGACCUUUCACCGAUUUCCUUUUCAUGAGCCGGAGCGAUUAAAUCAGUGGAUCAGAAACCUGCACAGAGUGAACUGGCAGCCGCGGCCCCGGUCUGUGGUCUGUUCCACUCACUUUACUGAGGACUGCUUUGACCAUUCGGGAGGAUCUGUUCAGCUCAAACCUCACGCAGUCCCCACCCUGCUCCUCUGCACCUCACAGGGAAACGAAGAAGAUUCUUCUUAUAGUUUUAAUGAGAGGAGUGGUACGUUUGAGGAUGACUCCACUACCCAGCAUGCUUUUUUCUCCAAGUAUGAUGCAAUUGAGAAGUAUUUGAAUGGAAAAGGUUAUCCACCGGGACUCACUUCUGUGGAGAAAAACACAUUCCGCAGACUCUGCACCAGAUUUGCUAUUCAUGACGGUUUCCUGUUCUACACCUCGGGGAGACGCGUCCAGGAGCACGGGAGGCGCAGAGUAGUGAGGAGCAAAGAGGAGGUCCAGUCCACGCUCACUGUCUACCACGAUGACAUGAACCACCUCUCGUACGAGAAGUGCCUGAAGCUCAUCUCCAGACAUUUCUUCUGGGGCUCGCUGAAGGCGGACGUGGCGAUGUGGAUUCAGCGCUGCCACCAGUGUUCAUACCCUGACAAGCCUUAUACCAUGGAUCAGUGUCCUAGUCCUGAAACCCCUGAGGUCUCUGAACUUUUGGAGCCCAUGGAGGAGCAGUACAGUCUUGGACUGCCUGCUCAGGUGAACGGGACCGUGGCCGCUGAGAAUGAAGACGUUCCUCUCUCUGUCUCAGAGGUGGCUGUGGAGGACAGUUCAAGUAGCGCCAGGACCAAGAGUCUCCUUCACUUUCAGCCUGAGAGUAAAACUCCAGAUACACCAGUUAUUAUUAAAGAGGACCCGGCAGUAAGCUCCAGCUGUUCCCGUCAGACACCUGAAGAAUCGGCACAGAAGCAGAAAAGCUGCAGCUUGAGCGCGAGGACGGUCAUUCAGCAGUGCAGCCAUGCCUUACUGCAGGUUAAGCCUCAAAUCGCUGAUGCUGACUCGGAAUGGGUGGAGAUUCAUGAGGGAAUGGUGAUCUAUGUGUGCUUUUAUAAAGGCGCUACCAAGAAUAUCGUUCCCAAAAUGGUAAACACCUUGCUUAAUGCGAAGAUCUUCCCAGUCAGCGGUGGCAGGAAUAUAUCUGUCCUGGAGCUUCCAGGGAACGUGCUGAUAGUUCCCCAGGACACCAUGACCGGGGUGAUGAAAGGCACCCGAGUGCAGCACCACAGCGCCGUGGAGCGUUGGAAGGGCGUCCACCUUUACAAGCGUUUCGUUUAUCUGUGUGAGCAGGAGAUGGCUGCGUCUGUGAAGUGCACCGAAGCUGGAGUUACCGUUAAACACGGAGUAUACGGAAACAUGCAGACUAUGUACCUUAACAGCAACGGUCCUCUCACUCAUGUGAUUGAAUUUUAAAACCUGAAUUCUCAGAAAUGUGUUUAUGAUUAUCUUUGUGCAAGCUUCAGAUAUUCCGCUUCAGUGUUUUGAGUUCAUGUUCUAUUAAGUGAGCUAAGGUAUGUAGUUAUGGGCCAUGCGAAUGUACAUAAAUAAAAUACAUUCAUUCUUUUC
Messenger RNA from Astyanax mexicanus (Mexican tetra), 3191 nucleotides. RefSeq lists its product as uncharacterized. Gene Ontology annotation, cellular component: cytoplasm. The transcript is spliced from 13 exons. Gene Ontology annotation, molecular function: D-aminoacyl-tRNA deacylase activity. Bases 414 to 3038 code for a protein of 874 amino acids. NCBI's taxonomy places the organism in Eukaryota, Metazoa, Chordata, Actinopteri, Characiformes, Acestrorhamphidae. The record is from RefSeq and is a predicted model, not a curated record.